AUGGAGUUUGUCGAUGGCGGAUUGUCCAUGACAACAGUCUUUACGCCUCCUUCGUCUUGCUCAACUGCUGCUUGGACAUACGAGCCUUCACGGAUAAAUUUUGUCAAAAACGGACUGUUGCUCCAAAAUGCCGGCUACGAUAUCAUGUCUUUAUGUUGGCCAGAUGGCUUCACGCAAGUCGGACGAGACUUCUCGGCGAUCUCCCAGAUCUACAGCCCCGGCUGGUGUCCUGAAGGAUACAGUUCUGUUCAUUUGUCAGACCUCCCCGGCACAGGAUCGAUGACCGGGGUGACAGAGGCGACUUGUUGUAUGAGUGACUUUACUUGGCUUGAAACAGACUGGAACUCCGCACAAACAUUCGAUGGCUGUGUAAGCACUUAUCCAAAGGGAAGCACGACGGUCAUCCAUACCGAUGGUGCAACGUCGAAAACAACAAUCACUGGGCCGGUUACGAUGUGGGCACAGCCCAUCGUUGUCCAAUUCCAGUCCUCCGACUUGAGUCUCUUUUCAACGUCCACCCCUGUUGUCGCGAUGACUUCCAGCACGCCUUCAGCAUCUCCGGGGUCCAAAACCAUCUCAUCUCCUGCUGUAACACAGACCAAUCUGGCAACCAGUACUUCCUCUUCUGGUUCCGCCUCUGCUGGUUCCACCUCUGCUGAUUCUACCUCGGCUGAUUCCAGCGGAUUAUCUUCUGGUGCGAGCAUUGGACUCGGCGUGGGCGUGGGUGUAGGAGGUGCUGCACUGGUUGCCGCGCUCGCCAUGUGGUUUUAUCGUCGGUCCCAGAAGAAACGUGCUGCGUCUCAAAUUAUACAUCCAGUUGACGGCCGAAUGCAACAACAGGGACAACAAUACUACCCCCACCACUUUAUACCAUCUGAGCCCUCAGAGGUCCAUGCAUCGGAAAUCCAAUGGAAACCUGCCGAACUUCACGCCUAG
Penicillium chermesinum is the source of this 936-nucleotide messenger RNA. RefSeq lists its product as uncharacterized. The record is from RefSeq and is a predicted model, not a curated record. The coding region runs from base 1 to 936 and encodes 311 amino acids. The transcript is spliced from 2 exons. NCBI's taxonomy places the organism in Eukaryota, Fungi, Ascomycota, Eurotiomycetes, Eurotiales, Aspergillaceae.